Messenger RNA from Leguminivora glycinivorella, 974 nucleotides. RefSeq names its product mast cell protease 1A-like. Lineage: Eukaryota; Metazoa; Arthropoda; Insecta; Lepidoptera; Tortricidae. The record is from RefSeq and is a predicted model, not a curated record. Gene Ontology annotation, biological process: proteolysis. The transcript is spliced from 3 exons. Gene Ontology annotation, molecular function: serine-type endopeptidase activity. The coding region runs from base 45 to 905 and encodes 286 amino acids.
UCAACAAUUAUUGCAACGUCUGCAUUUGACAUUCUAACUUUAAAAUGUUAAUCAGAAUAUUAACAUGUUUAUGUAUAUUAAAUUUAACAGUAACAAAACGUGCGAAAGACGUAAUGGAUCCUUUCAUAGUAGGUGGCAAUUUUUCCAUCAUAGAAGAUUUUCCACACGUCGCAUUUCUUCAUAUAAAAUGUAAAAAAGUUGGUGCUACUUACUGCGGAGCUUCAAUCGUGAAUCAAGUUAUACUUUUGACAGCUGCACACUGUCUCCACUCAUGUUCAGAUAAACAUAACUUCUCCAUAAGGGCUUAUACAGGAAGCGUACAAAAAUAUAAAGGUCGCAAGAACAUAGUGGUCGGUUUUAAAGUUCAUGAAAAUUAUAUACAUAAAAAUUUUACUAAUGAUGUUGCUAUGUUGGUAGUAAAAGAUAAUAUCAGAUUUGGGAAAGCUGUGCAGAAGAUUACUUUGAUGAAACAGUUACCAGAAUACAAAAUCGCUGAAAUUGCUGGAUGGGGAUGGAUAGAUGACCAAAGCACAAAGACCGAUCUUCUGAAGUUUACCAGCCAAGAGAUUCUGAGCAAUGAAGAAUGUUUAAAGAAAAUACCAGGAAUACCUCCUGGGACCAUUUGUGGACACAAUCCGAGUGGAAGUCAUCCUCAGAGGGGAGACUCCGGUAGCGCACUUUUGAUACACAAACAUAUACAAAUUGGUAUCGCCUCCUUCUUCAAAAGGAACUUAUCAAACAAAACUUUAAUAUACACCUACGUCCCAUACUUCUACGAUUGGAUAGACAGUACUGCAAAAGAUUUGUUCUGCCAACAUAAACAUAUGAAGAUUAAGGAAAAAGAAAUACCGCAUAUUUGUAAUUGUAGCUGUAAUCAUAAUGUGAAUAAGAAGGCUAGAUUUUGAUAAUAAUUUGGAUUAUCAACAUGAGUUGUAUUUGGUUAAGUAUUCAAUAAAUAUGAACCUGAACUGAAA